Ooceraea biroi (clonal raider ant) is the source of this 3080-nucleotide messenger RNA. RefSeq lists its product as uncharacterized. Gene Ontology annotation, molecular function: oxidoreductase activity. The record is from RefSeq and is a predicted model, not a curated record. NCBI's taxonomy places the organism in Eukaryota, Metazoa, Arthropoda, Insecta, Hymenoptera, Formicidae.
CUUUUCUUUUUCAUUUCGUUCUGCACGUGUAUUUGCAUGUUUCAUCUCUCUUUGUUUUUUUGCAAUGUGAUUCAUAUGUGCGCGAUUCAAUUUUUGAACCGGGUAGCCGUGUGACUAUCGAUCACGAUGUGACGAUUACUCCGCACCGUUCAAACGUCAAAAUGCGCGUACGUGUCCGCUUCGUGAUAUACUGUAUGCGUGAAUUUAUUAGUAUUACGUUAUUAUAAUGAUCCACAAGAAGAUUAACAUGAACAUCACGUUAUCUUUUUUUAAUUCAUCGCAUCCUGCGAGCAGGAUCUUUGUGUGGAUGAAAUGCUCGACCUGCUUCGAUACUCCGUAAUAAUCGUUUAAUUAUUUAUCAAAUAGUGACAAACGUUUGAUCACGUAACUCAUCAAUCUUAAGAUAAUUUACGCCAGUAAAUUCUAUAUACUCGAUAUGCGGGCGACGUCAUGCAAAUGUUUAAAUACGAAACAAGCUUGAUUUAGCAUCCGUUUCCGAGUUUUACGAUAUCAAUGACGCGAUUUGGUCCAGUUUCCUUAAUCUCAUUAAAAUUACUACUGAAUAUAACCAAUUUCGACGAUGAUCGCGACGUUCAAAACUCCCGCCAGAGGACGCGUUACGUACUCGCGAGUGUUUUGCGGGAGAACGCAGAUGUGAUAACGGUGGAGUGACGUACGAGACACGUGAAACGCGCCGUCAAAGAUCAUUCGCGUGACCAGACGUAGGGAGCUACAAGUUUUUCCCGGAAAGAGAAAACGAAGAUACAAAAGAUUUCCUUCCUCGAAGCUGGAUUUGCACGUAAAGACGAAUCAUUAUACAUGAAGAUCGUCGUCAUUCUAUUCGAGACCGCUGCUGAGGUAAUUAGGUCGCUCCUUCGUCCGCUAUAUCUCAACUAGUCACGUGGUUCCAACGAUACGAUCUGGCGCCAACUUCAAACGGAACAAAGAACUGAUUAUCACGGGAGGAAAAGAAAAAAUCUACUUCGCCGCAGAGAUAGAGACGUGAAGAAAGAACAAGUUAUAUCAUCCAAGUCAUUUACAAUCCAGUCUUAAUCGGAAAAAACUCUGAAGACAGAAACGUAAGACUUCGAUUCUGACUUUGAUAAAUCUCGAACGAGCGGCGAUAUACUGCUACUGCACGACGAGUGUAUGUACUUUCGGAUCUUUGAUAAGGCAAAGUGAUAAGAUAUUUAUAGGCAUAUCAUUGGAAGCCGGAGAAAAGAGAAGGCAAGAUGUCUUGGUCCGUCUUUCGUGGAGCUGUGCUUAGUCGCGUCUGCGAAUUUUCGACAAUAAGGAACGUGCCGUGUUUUCACGCUGUUAUUGCCACCAGAAUGUCGUCAACAAUGUGUCAGGAAGACCAUAAAGUUGUCCCUAAGGAGGAAGUCAUCAGAUUCAUCGAAGAAUGCAUGCGCAAGGCUGGCACUACACCAGAGGACGCGCACACGGUCGCCCAUCAUCUGAUGACUGCUGAUUAUAGGGGCCAUUUCAGCCACGGGAUGAACCGCAUGCAGAUGUACGUGAAGGAUAUCGAAAACAAAAUCACCGAUCCGGCCGCCCGACCGCGGAUCGUCACCGAUUUUCAGGCGAUAGCCGUCGUAGAUGGAGAGAACGCGUUAGGCCAAGUGGUUGGCAAGUAUUGUGUGGAGUUGGCCAUAGAGAAGGCCAAGAAAUUCGGCAUUAGCAUGGUGUCAGCCCGCGGCUCCAAUCAUUACGGCAUCUGCGGUUACUACACGAAGAUAGCAAUGGAUCAAGGCAUGAUCGGCUUUACCUGCACCAACACGAGCCCGCUAAUGGCGCCUACGCGCAGCGCAAAGGCUGGUCUGGGUACGAAUCCAUUGUCUUUAGGUAUGGCGGCUUGUGAUGGCGACGAGUUUCUCCUCGACAUGGCGACCACUGCUGUAGCCCUUGGUAAGAUAGAGCUGGCCAUUCAGAAGAAUGAAAAUAUCCCUGAAGGUUGGGCGCUCGGAUCAGACGGCAAGGUGACUCGCAAUGCUGAAGAAGCCUACAAAGCAGCUAUGUUGAUGCCGCUCGGUGGCACGGAAAAAAAUUCCGGUUACAAGGGUUACGGUCUAGGUCUAAUGGUCGAGAUACUGUGUGGUAUUCUGGCCGGAAGUGAGUUUGGUCCAAACAUCCGUAGCUGGAAGACCGGCGACAAAGUUGCCAAUCUCGGUCACUGCUUCAUAGUCAUUAAUCCUGAAGCGUUUACGCCCGGGUCCAAGGAAAGAUUGUCGACGUUACUUGGACAGCUGAGGAGUUUGCCUACAGCCGGUGACAAUCCUAUUUUGGUUGCCGGAGAUCCCGAGAGACAACACAUGCAGAAAGUUGACAGGGAAGGUGGAAUCACGUAUCAUCCGAAUCAACUGAAAAUCUCGGAGGAAUUCGCCAAGCAUAUGAGUGUGCAACCGAUGAAACUCGUUCGCAGAUCUGCUUGAUUGUUUAUUCGCCAGGAAAGAUCGAUGAACUCAUUUGUCUCAUCUUAGUUUCUUAGCUUUCGACCAACCGUUUAAACCACUGAUCACAGAAAUUAGAGAUGAUCGAAAAUCAAUUAAGUGCUGAUUUAUUUUUAUGUAAUAUUCUCGUUUUGUUUUAUGGACACAUUUAUUGAUAUUAAAGAAAAUAUUUGAUUUUUGAUAUAUUAUUAUAUAAUAUAAUUCUUGUUUUUCAUAUUCUACUCGUUAAAAGUGUAUAUUCUACGAAAUUAUUUCAAAUAUCUAGACUCUUUCACACAUCUAGAAUGAUAAAAUUGUCGAUAUGAGAUUUAUAAAAACCGAUAACGUUUAUUUCAAUUACUGAGUUAUACGAAUAAUGUUUAUCAAGAUGAAUAAGUUCGCAUGUGCAAUUCCAUGAUUCUAUGUAUACAAUAUUCACUUUGACGUGACAUAAUCGACAUUGCGGUUUGAUCACUGGUCGAUGAUGAUGACGGUCUUGGACUUGUCCGCUCGAUUACAGUUGUUAUUUCUUGCUGAGUGGGUGUCGCCGAUAAUAUAAAACUCAGUUGAUUGUUGGAAAAUAUAAGUCACAAAAUAUAAAUGUGAUUAUUUAACAUUAAUGUUCAAUAAAAUUAAUUACUUUUUUAUCAG